Molecule: messenger RNA, 4054 nt
Organism: Chelmon rostratus (copperband butterflyfish)
Lineage: Eukaryota; Metazoa; Chordata; Actinopteri; Chaetodontiformes; Chaetodontidae
Product: semaphorin-3F-like
Exons: 18
Coding region: 437-2668 (743 amino acids)
Biological process (GO): axon guidance; negative chemotaxis; neural crest cell migration
Molecular function (GO): chemorepellent activity; semaphorin receptor binding
Source: RefSeq, a predicted model, not a curated record
CUGCACCUGGUCACUUGAUUCACACUCAAACACCUUUAAAGUAAAGGACCAGCACGUAGGGCUCAUCACGGUGAUGUUUGCUGCCAUCCGGGUUUAAACUUUUUUUUUUGGAAAGAGUGGCGCGUUCAGGGAUCAGCUGCGUCUUUCUCCUCAUUUUUAACGCUUCGUGGAAGAAAUGCGGUCGUUUAGCAGCGACUGAUCAGGCGGCUUUUUUUUUUUCUUUCUUUCUUUCCCUCCUCCUCCAGGGGAAUUUGCAAACCUAUCGGAUUGUUUUAUUCCUGCGCAGCGCCGCUGAGGGAGAUUUUCCAAUCCCGGCUCCGAGGCACCGAACGCGGGGAAUGCAGCGGUAACAUCCCGCAAGUUUGGGAAUCUCAGAGGCGAAGCGGGCAUCGAGAAAGUCAGGAUUCAAAGAUUUAGAUCUCUGUGGGCUACCUGCAUGGCUGUUACCAUGACAGCAUCUGGAGCCCAGCUCCUCCUGUUGGCCUUAUGUGUUUACAGAGGAUCGGGCUUGCAGCAGUCUGCUCCGCGGGUUCGCCUCUCCUUUAAAGAGCUGAUGGACACGAGGGCAGCGAGGCCCUUCAGUUUCUCCUUCAACACCAGCGACUACCGCAUCCUCCUGAUGGAUCAGGAUCAGGGCCGUCUGUACCUGGGCAGCCGGGAGUACCUGGUGGCUCUGGACAUGCACAAUGUCAACAAGGAGCCCCUCAUAAUCCACUGGCCAGCGUCCGCUAAGAGAAAGGGAGAAUGUCAGAUGACGGGAAAGGGAAGACAGGGUGAAUGCGCCAACUUCGUGCGGUUGAUAGAGCCGUGGAACCGCACCCACCUCUACACCUGUGGAACAGGGGCGUACCAGCCCAUCUGCACAUUCAUCAACAGAGGCUGGAGGGCAGAGGACUACCUGUUUCGGCUGGUCCCUGGGUAUGUGGAUUCAGGGAAGGGAAAAUGUUCCUAUGAUCCCAAACAGGAGAACAUUGCGGUUCUGAUCAAUGGUAACCUAUAUGCAGGGGUCCAUAUCGACUUCAUGAGUACAGAUGCUGCUCUGUUUAGGACCAUGGGAGGGAGAACUGCAAUCAGAACAGAGCAAUAUGACUCCAGGUGGCUCAACGAGCCGGUGUUUGUUCAGAUCCAGCAGAUCCCUGACAGCGCAGAAAGGAACGACGACAAACUUUACUUCUUCUUCCGCGAGAAGAGUCUAGACUCGAGCGGCGGGGCGAGCCCCAGCGUUUUAGCCCGGGUGGGAAGAGUGUGUCUGAAUGAUGAAGGAGGGCAGAAGUCCCUGGUGAACCGCUGGACGACGUUCCUGAAGGCUCGCCUUAUCUGCUCGGUGAUAGGAGAAGAUGGAGUGGAGACGCGGUUUGAUGAACUACGGGAUGUGUUUAUUCAGCCCACGCAGGAUGAACGAAACCCUAUGGUGUACGCUCUCUUCACCACAGCAGGCUCUGUGUUCAAAGGCUCAGCAGUCUGCGUGUACUCAAUGGCUGAUAUUCGCAAUGUCUUCAAUGGACCAUUUGCACACAAACAUGGACAUAAUUACCAAUGGACAGAGUACACUGGCAAGAUUCCCUACCCACGGCCUGGAACAUGUCCAGGAGGAACCUUCACUCCUGGCAUCCGCUCCUCCAAGAACUUUUCAGACGAGGCUGUGAAUUUCAUCAGAUCCCAUCCCUUAAUGUUCCACCCAGUUUAUCCCAUCCACCGCCGCCCCCUGGUGGUGAGAACUGGCGUGGACUACCGCUUCACAGCCUUGGUGGUAGAUCAGGUGGAUGCUGUGGACGGACGCUAUGAGGUGCUCUUCCUGGGGACAGAUCGAGGUACUGUACAAAAAGUUAUAGUUUUGCCAAAGGACCCAACGAGCAUGGAGGAACUGACACUAGAGGAAGUGGAGGUUUUCCGGACCAGAGCUCCAGUCAAAACAAUGAAGAUAUCCUCGAAAAGACAACAGCUGUACGUGUCUUCAGACGCGGGGCUGACCCAGGUGUCGCUGCACCGCUGUGGUGUGUACGGCAGGGCCUGCUCUGACUGCUGCCUGGCUCGAGACCCCUACUGCGCCUGGGAUGGAGAGAGCUGCUCUGCCUUCACCCCGUCCACCAAGAGGAGGAGCAGACGGCAGGAUGUUAAACACGGUGACCCACUGAGGCAGUGCAGAGGCUUCAAUGCCAAAGUGGAGAAACGUCUGAGGGAAACUGUGCAGUUCGGGGUGGAGGGCAGCAGUACCUUCUUGGAGUGUCAGCCUCGCUCUCCCCAGGCCACCGUCAAGUGGCUGUUCCAGAGGGAAGGAAAGAGGAAACUGCUCAACCGUGUGGGAGGCAUUCUGAAGACCAACCAUGGUAUCCUCCUGAAGUCCCUCAACCAAUCAGACGCGGGGCUCUACCAUUGCCUCGCCACUGAGAACAACUUUAAACACACGGUGGCACGCGUGGCCCUGCGCAUCCUGGAUCGAGACAUCGUUUUAGCUCUCACUGCUCAGGAUGAGGACGAAGAGCCAAAAACUCGCCAAGCGGGAUCUUACGCGCAGCCGUCACUUGUCUCCACGCCCUUCCCGCCCGAGAUAAGACUGAUUAACCAGUACUGCCAGUCCUACUGGGAGCAGCUCAGCCCCAAACAGCAGCAGCAGCGCAAACGCACCAGCCGCAGGCACACAGAGAGCCAGGACCAAGGCCUCGGCUAGAGGACGGGACCCACGCUGUCCAACACUGGCCUGUCUGGACUUUAUGGUGGACUUUAAUGUUUGACAAGCGUGUUUGUGUGUCACCGCCAUUCAUGGGGCAGGUGAUGCCGUCAUGCUGUUGUUAAAGUACCAUACUGGUGGUUUUGCAAGCAUUAGCCUAGAAAAUGCAAAUGGUGGAUAUUUUACAUGACCUGUGACCACUUCCCAAAACAAACCGUACAUUUUUAGAAUGAUUUCCUCUCUACAUCACAUGUUAGUUUGACGUUUAAGUCAACUUGCAGACUUGAUGGUUGCUCAAGAUUGAUCAACUAUGUAAGGGACUGUUUUUUAAAACUUCUUUGUGUUGGUAGGUUCAGGUGCUUGUGGGAAUCCGCACCAUCUGGGACUUGAGAAUCAAGUUAAGAUCAGUGUUUUUAGUGCAAGAAACUACAAAAGACACAAAAAAGUAUUUUCCUCUAUGCCCGUGCUUACUUUUAAUGUGUCUGCUAGCUUUGAUUUUCAAAAAAAACAUGGCUUAUAGCACAGGUUUUCUUAAAUGUCAGUUUUUCUUGGUCAUUGAACGCACCAGCGAAGAAGAGUUUCAAACAGACCUGGAGACCAGUCAUUGUGAUGGGUCACAUAUUUCAAAUUAGCUGCCGUUUUGGAAAAUGGUAGACUGUGAUGUAAAGUAUGCAGCACGUAGUUAAUAGGCAAAACCACAGAUAUGGUAUUUUUAAGUAUCUUGAAACAGAAAUGUAAUAUAUUGAUUGUGAAUAUAAUAUAUAUGGUUAUGAUAUGGUCAUUGGAUUACUCUUGUAUGAAGAUAAUAUGAUGAAUGCAUAUGUUGCAUGCAUAUCUGUUGCUGUUUGUUGCAAGUUGUACAUUUUACUGUCGUUCUGUUUUCAGCCUCGGUGUGUAACGUUGUUCGUGUAAGGUGUAAUGUGUUGUGCUAAGCUAAUUCCAUUGGAUGAUGUCAUAUAAUGGCUCAAUUACUGUCCUGUGCUCUAGUGACCUACAGUAUGUGAGUGUUGAAGAUACGUAUAGCGUACAGUGUUCUUCCAGUUAUGCACUUUGUCGGUGGUGGUAUUCGAGGGAAUUGGGGAUCUUUGCACAGAUGUAUGAGAAAAUGAUACAGGAACAUAAUGUUUUUUUUUUUUAUGUACAGUAUGUUAUAAAAAUGGGAAUGAAACUGGCUCAGAUUUAGUAUUGAUUGUCGGUGUUCUGUCUUAUGCUGUAUUUGCAGAUUUUUAAAAUGGCUCUUUUUAAUGGAAGCGCAAAGGAACAAGAUAUUUCCCAGCCAGAGCCACCGUUCACCGUCGUUGUGAGUAACACAGUGCUACGUGCUGUCAUGCUGAUGAAUCCUACACUGGAAAUGUUCAAACAAAUAUAUAAACAUUGCAGAAUUCU